Messenger RNA from Trichomonas vaginalis G3, 714 nucleotides. RefSeq names its product aggrephagy protein. Lineage: Eukaryota; Parabasalia; Trichomonadida; Trichomonadidae. The coding region runs from base 1 to 714 and encodes 237 amino acids. The record is from RefSeq and is a predicted model, not a curated record. The transcript has a single exon.
AUGAAACAAAACAUCCAAAUCAAGAUCAAUGUUGAAAAUGGCGAUAUCGAUUACAAGAUCAAUGACAGGAACAACGAAAGCGUUUUCGUUAUCCCAGACAAGAAAGGAUUUGUCAGUUUGGAUUUUGUUCCCGAUAGUUAUCAUGUUAAUGAAUACGCAGUUUAUGGAACUACAAACAAAUCUGCAUUCAUUUUCUAUAACAACAAAACGAAGAAGAUUGAUCCUAUCUUGCCACACGACACUCACAUCUUUGUUUUAGAAGAAGAAACAGGAUCGAUGCGAGUCUGUUCUAAAUCAAAUUUGCUAGUUUAUUUGGACUGCAAAAUGAUUGUUCGACAUUCAAUCCAACUUGAAGAAAAUCCUAUUUCUAUCAACUGUUCGAAGAAUUUGUUGACAGGUGUUUUGUUCUCAACAUCAUUUGUUCUGUUUGACUGCUGUGGGAAUGUUCUGUUUCGAAUCUUAUUACCACCGAAACACAAUCUUAAUAAAGUCAUUUUCGAUGGUGAUGUUUUUGGUGCAUUCGGAAACAAUUCAUUGGCAUAUUUCCCAUUCAACAUCAAUAAAUCAGAGAUUGAAUGCCGAAUAUUCAAUUUCCAGAAUGAUAUUUGCAUCCAAUCGUGCUGCAUUUGGCUUUCUAACAAGAGUUUUUACACUUUCAGCGCUCAUGGGGCGUUGAAUAUCAUCCCAUUUUCUGCUUUUUCUUUAUUUGUUUAG